ACGCAUUUCCGCUAGCGCUGUGCUCUGACUGGCCGACGGGGCACGACUUCCGGUGCGUCGCUCGGCAGCGCCAGAGGACUGAGGUAGCGGUCGGUGAAGCUCAGCGUCAUGGCGGCCCGCAGAACUGCCGUCAAGGCCAUUGACUGGGCGGCCUUCGCGGAGAGGGUGCCCGCCAACCAGCGCGCCAUGUUCAACGCCCUGAAGACCCGCAGCGACGCGCUGUCCGCCCGGUUGGCUGCACUGCCUGAGAAACCCCCUGCCAUUGAUUGGGCUCACUACAAGACUGCUGUUGCUAAAGCUGGCAUGGUGGAUGAGUUUCAGAAGAAGUUCACUGCACUGAAGGUCCCUGAACCAGUGGAUACACAAACUGCCAAAAUUGAUGCCCAAGAGCAGGAAGCUACCAAGAACAUUGUGGAGUAUGUGAAAGCUUCCAAAGCUCGUAUUGCUGAGUAUGAGCAGCAACUUCAGAAGCUCAGAAGCAUGAUUCCAUUUGAACAGAUGACUUACGAAGACUUGCAUGAAGCUUUUCCUGAAACCAGACUGGACAAGGAGAAGUAUCCAUACUGGCCACACAAACCCAUUGCUGAUCUGUAAACCGGCUAGGAAACAGUUUAUCUGAUGACUGUCAGAAUGAAUUAUCUCUUAAAUAAAAGUGUUUUCCCUCCUG
Messenger RNA from Tympanuchus pallidicinctus (lesser prairie-chicken), 667 nucleotides. It is a transcript of the gene ATP5PD, whose product is annotated as ATP synthase peripheral stalk subunit d. Gene Ontology annotation, biological process: proton motive force-driven ATP synthesis. Bases 109 to 594 code for a protein of 161 amino acids. The record is from RefSeq and is a predicted model, not a curated record. The transcript is spliced from 6 exons. Lineage: Eukaryota; Metazoa; Chordata; Aves; Galliformes; Phasianidae. Gene Ontology annotation, molecular function: proton transmembrane transporter activity.